This is a messenger RNA of Exophiala mesophila, 2270 nucleotides long. RefSeq lists its product as uncharacterized. Lineage: Eukaryota; Fungi; Ascomycota; Eurotiomycetes; Chaetothyriales; Herpotrichiellaceae. Bases 126 to 2270 code for a protein of 714 amino acids. Gene Ontology annotation, molecular function: protein-lysine N-methyltransferase activity. Gene Ontology annotation, biological process: peptidyl-lysine monomethylation. The record is from RefSeq and is a predicted model, not a curated record. The transcript is spliced from 2 exons.
GGACCUCGCUGUGGCGAUGCGAGUUUGAAAAACAACUUCGUCCUUGAUUGUCUGGGAAUGUGUUCUUACGCCAUCCCAUCUUCUGUCCCCAUCAUCCCAGAUCCUCCCACUUCUCUAUCUAGGCCAUGGAACCCGAUGAUACUGAGUUGACUCAAGAUGUGGUCGGCUUCCGGUCCACCAAUUCAACUCCGCCUGCGCAGAUGAACCAUAUUCAUCAAGCCUCAGAUGCCCAGCCUGACAUCUUUGAGCGACAUAGACACUUGAUACAAUGGGUGCUCAAGCACUCUGGUUCCAUCCAUGAACAUGUGCGAUUGGCUCACAGCUCGCGCAAAGGGUACCAUGCCGUGGUGGCCAGUGAUCAGACGGUUCCCCAAGGUAGCAGAAUUGUUGCUUGUACCAUGGAGUUGACUCUGUCCGUCUUGAAUGCCCUCGAUAUCGAACCAUUUUCUAGUCGUGGCACUCGCUUUCCUGCAUCUUUCCUUUCUGCCCAAGCCUCACAACCUCAGUCCCUGCAAGCUUUCUUCCUCAUGGACCAACUGGUCAAGGGAGAACACUCAUGGUGGGCUCCAUACAUUUCCACUCUCCCAACUCCACAAGAUAUCAGCAACUUGCAAUUCGACUGCCUGGACGAUUUGGUUUGGCUUGAAGGGACAAACCUGAAAGCCGCACUAGCGACACAAACAGACAAUUGGCGCGAGAUGUUUGACACGGGCCUCCAGCAGCUGCGUGACCAAAAGUGGCCGAAUGCUUUAAACGGAUCUUACACCUGGGAGCGUUUUCAGUGGGCCGCGACCAUCUUUGGCAGUCGCUCAUUUACGUCCCAAGUCCUCGAUGAUACCCUUCCGGCAGACAAGGCUCGCCAUGCACAUCUCCACCCCAGAGACAAAGAUUACGACUUGGUCGAACUGUUCUCAGGGCACUUUGGCGUGUUACUUCCCCUGCUCGACAUAUUCAACCACCGACCCGGCGCAAAGGUGGAAUGGCAGGCUCGCUAUAGCUUUGUCGGGUUACAAGUUCUCGAAACUUAUAAUGCUGCACAAGAGCUCUCUAACAACUACGGUCCCAAAGACAAUGAGAGCCUCCUCCUCGCAUAUGGAUUCACCAUCCCCAGCAAUCCGUUUGACCAUGUCGUAAUCAGUCUGAAGUCUCGCCCUGGGUCUAUGCUGGCUGAAUCCCGGCGGUGGAAAAAGGAUCCAAGGUCAGACCCGGAGUACAGGUGCUUCAUCUUUGAUCACCGUCAUCCUUCAGUGAUAGCUGCAGUCGCCCUGGAGGUGUCGUUGUUUUCUUACGACCUCCUCGAUGGCCUUUCGGUCCAAUGCGCCAACGAACGAGAGACGACACUUAUGUCAACAGCGCGACAGACCGUCUUCAGUCAAUGUCUGUUGGAACGUCCUGAACGUCCUUGCUUCGAAGACGGGAGAUUGAUUCUGGCCACGUUGUGCCAAUUAUUCAUGGACUGCACUGCUCGUGCCGCCAGACUCAGAGCCACAGAUCCUAGAGCCGGCGACCCCUUGAUCAAGCCAACCACAGCGAAGCAGCAGGAUGCAAAGGUCUACCGCGACAGCCAAUUGGCCAUCGUCGAAACUGCUGCAGCCCUGUGCGGUUAUGUCUUGAGAACGGCGACACACGACUCAACCCCUGCCGAGCCAUCGACAGAGGCUCAACCUUUGCUACCUGAAUACGUCCAGCGUAAUCUCGCAACACUGCUAAAGUUACAUCCCCGUCGACUCACUCGACCGUUCGAGCUAUUGACGCCUUUCGACAUUCUGGAGAUGUUGCCCGUGGACGUGGCGGGACCCUUGCGCCGUCUGCUAAAUGGAAUCGAGGAAAACAUAGACAUUGAAGGGCAAGACGGUCUCACCAAAACGAUGGCCCUGCAGAAAGCUCAGUUGGCGGUGUUAACGUCUGCGUUAUACAGCGAGUUCGACCGAGGGAUCAAACUUCCUCACCGAUUAAGCACAUGGCUAAAAACACUUUCGGAGCGAUACCCUCUCGACAGUGAGUGGUCUUUUGUGCCGGAACCUGGCCCGUGGUCUCCUGGGGAAGAGCCACCAAGCACAUUGAUGAAGCUCUUGGGCGCCAGGGCAUCGUUAUCGCCACAGCUUCCGACCGAGUCUCACAUCAAACAAUGGUUGAUUCCGGAUCGAAUCUGCUGGGGCUACAAUGUUAUGGAAGAGAUGAUUGUUCUGGUCCCAUCAACCAUCUCUGGUGGUGAAGCCAACCCAAACAAAGACCUGGUCACCAUACAUAUGUUCUGGAUGGACUACUAG